GAAAACUUUGAAUUUCUUGUGUUAAAGCCUGUGGAGAUCGAUUUUGUCAAGAACAUUGUUAUUUUUCGAGCGGUGAAGGAAGCUGAACCGAAGGAAGAGUUGCAGAGUGUGAUGCCGGAAGCUGAGUCGAAGGAAGAGUUGCAGAGUGCGGUGACGGAAGCUGAGCCCAAGGAAGAGUUGCAGAGGGCUGUGACGGAAGCUGAGUCGAAGGAAGAGGUGAAGAGGACGGUGACGAUAGUAGAGUCGAAGGAAGAGUUGCAGAGGGCGGUGACGGAAGUUGAGUUGAAGGCCGAGUUGCAGAGGGCGGUGAAAGAGAUAAUUAGCUCGAUUGACAUCAAUGCCGCCGCCAUUGAUAGAGCCGAACGAGCGCUGCGCUCUCUGAGGAGCCUGAUUGAAAAGAAACGUCGAUCAUCAGUCGCUGAACAGAGCGCGAGUUCCGCACCAGAUGAAUUUCGUUGCUACCUUUCCAAAAAAAUCAUGAAGCAUCCUGUUCUUAUUGCCAAUGGUCAGACAUAUGAAAAGGCAUUCAUUCAAGAGUGGUUUAAAUCUGGGAAAAAAACAUGCCCGAGAACCCAACAGGAGCUUUCGCAUACGAACCUUAUACCUAAUCUUCUGGUUCAAGAAAUGAUAUCCGACUGGUGCAAGAGUAACGGCAUUCAUUUGCAAGACAAAGUAGAACAGCAAGGGAUGACUGAGGCUGACCGAAACAAUCUUCGAUCUUUGCUUCAGAGAAUUUCUUCAGGAUUGUCUAGUCAAAGAGAUGCUGCUAAAGAAUUGCGCAUGCUGACUAGAAGUAUGCAUCCUUUUCGGGCAUUGUUUGGGGAGUCUGAGAAUUUAAUCCCCCAACUUCUUUCCCCGCUGUGUGAAACCAUAAUACAAGAAGAACUCCAAGAAGACAUAAUCACUACCCUUUUCAACAUCUCACUCCAUGAUGACAACAAGAAGCUUAUUGCAGAAACCCCUAAGGUCAUUCCUCUUCUUAUUGAAGCAUUAGGAUCCGGGACGAUUGCAACAAGGAGCAAUGCAGCUGCUACCAUUUUCAACCUAUCAGCCCUGGAUUCCAAUAAGACACUCAUAGGGAAAGCCGGUGCCCUAAAAUCACUCAUUUGCCUAUUAGAAAAUGGGUAUCCUUUGGCAAUACAAGAUGCUGCUUCAGCUAUUUUCCGUCUAUGCACUCUUCAAGAAAAUAAUAUGAUGGCGGUUCGAGAUGGGGCAGUGGGUGUUGUAAUGGAAAAAAUUGUGAACAAAGUUAUCGUUGGUGAAUUGCUUUCCGUACUUGCUUUGCUCUCAACCAGUCAGAAAGCAGUAUAUGAAAUGAUAGAGCUUGGGGCUGUUUCACUCUUGCUUGGUUUAAUCAGGGAGACGCCAUCUGCUGUCAAUAAGGAGAACUGUGUGGUUGUUCUGUACGCAAUAUUUUUUAGUGACCGAAGUAAGUGGGAGGAGAUGAGGGAAGCAGAAAGUAGGCAUGGUACAUUAUCUCAACUUGCAGAAAGUGGUACUAAAAGAGCCAAAAGAAAGGCAAGCGGCAUUCUUGACCAACUGAAUAAGCCUUCCAAUACCACUCAUACCGCAUGAUGAAGACACUUGGAUGCACAUAUCUGUAAAUUCUAACGCUUUCAUACUCUUUGUGCCUUUACAAAUAUAUUGAGGCAUGCUAUGUUCGUUUACAACCAUUGUGUCUGUGUACAUACAAAAUGAUACAAUAUACCUUACUAGUCACUGAACAUAUAUACAUAGAUACCUUGCAUUCUGGCAUUUUA
Cuscuta europaea is the source of this 1760-nucleotide messenger RNA. NCBI's taxonomy places the organism in Eukaryota, Viridiplantae, Streptophyta, Magnoliopsida, Solanales, Convolvulaceae. The record is from the annotation of a GenBank genome assembly.